GUUCUCUGAUAACGCGGCUGGCCCCGCCUCCCGCUCCUCACCUGUGCACCUGGCGCACCUGUACCUGUCCUCACAGGUAGCGCAGUGCCGGAGAGCAGCGGAUCAGCACAGCCUGAGUCCGGGGGAACUUUGAUCUGCCAUGGCCGAGUCUCAGCUGCUGUGUCUGGACGAUGAGCACGUCAACGAGAAGGUCCCGGAGACCAGGCCGGAGUUUUACUACAGCGAGGAGCAGCGCGCCGCCCUGGAGCAGCUCCUGAAGAACGGGGACGGAGCCUUCAAGAUGCGGCUCAAGGAGGACAACAUCAAGGACUUCCUCUGCGCCAAGGAGGUGCGGUUCAUCCGCAAAACGUUUCACGAGUACGAAACGGACAGCGACUCGGAGACCGGCGAGCAGGAGAAGUCCAAAGAGUCCUCCAGCGCGGACUCCGGGGUCCACUCCACCUACUGGCCCCAGAUGUCCGACACCGAGGUGCCGUCUCUGGACAUCGGCUGGCCGGGCAGCAGCGGCGUCUACAAGGGGGUGACCCGGGUGUCCGUGUACACCCAUCCGCCCAAAGAGCCGGGCCCGCACAUCAAGGAGGUGGUGAGGAGGCUCAUCCAGGAGGCCCACAAGGUGGUGGCCAUCGUCAUGGACCUCCUGACCGACCUGCAGAUCCUCCAGGACCUGCUGGACGCCUCAUCGCGGCGCGGCGUGGCCGUCUACGCCGUCCUGGAGGCCAGCGGAGUUCCACAUUUCCUGGACAUGUGCACUCGGCUGCAGAUUAAUGCCGUUCAUCUGCGGAAUCUCCGUGUGCGGAUGGUGAAAGGAGCAGGGCUGGCCCUGUCAUUUGGAAAGCUGCCCGGCUCCCUCUGCUCCAAAUACAUGCUGAUAGACGGAGAGAAAGUCAUGUUUGGGUCCUACAGCUUCACGUGGAGUUCCUCUCGGAUGGACAGGAACACGAUCACCGUGAUGUCCGGACAAACCGUGGACUCCUUCGACAACGACUUCAGGGAGCUGUACGCCGUGUCUGAACAGGUGGACCUCUACAGGGAGUUCAACAUCACCAAGCUGCCCAUACCUACGCCCAUCCCGAAGCCAAAGGUGGAGCCAAUCCGGCCUCUACCCGUCUCCACGUCUCGCUUUCAAGUAUCUAUCAAUGACUCCAGACAGAUGGAUCUGAAGGUGCCUGCACAUAAAUACCACAAUCCUAAGUACUCUUUAGUUUUUGGUAACAGUCGAGGCCUAACAGGUUCCCUACAAGACCUGUCGACUCCGAGCGACUCGCUGGUUGGUGGAUUGAGCCCGAGGAACGGCCUGCAGAACAACUUCAUUAACACGAGCAUGAACAUCAAUGACAAGGUGGACCGAGUCUCCCCACAGAGUCCUGGCUCACCCGCAGAGGAGGACGACGAGGACGGGAAAGGAAGCCUGAAGAAGUACCCGGCCGUCGGACUGAAGAAACGCAGCUCCUUCAGACACUUCUUGAAAGGUCGCGGAGCCAAUCAGAGCACAGAGACUAUAGAGGAGGGCGUGGUCACUCCUCAGAGCCCCGCCCCCACCUGUAAAGUGCCAGAGACCAAUGGCGUCGCAGGGACCGAGUUGGAGGACUCGUUUGAUGUAAUUGACAAACCGAGUCCGCUGAAGUCCAAACUCAAGAAGCCAUCGAAGGUCAUCCAGAGGAGUAUGUCUCUGCAGACCAUCAACAUGGGAGACGAAGACGGAUCCAAAAGCCGGCGGCGGCACCAGAAGAAGAACUGCAUCCAGUCCUGAGCUGAACAAACCAAGAGGACAGACAGUGUGUGUGUGUGUGUGUUUAGAGUUAUAAACACGCUGCAGCCGCUGAGUCACAGUAUCACCUUACUGUAACCAGGUGACUUCACCUGACACGAGAGCAGUCGGCGUCUCCGGCCUGUUCCACUGCUCCAGUUUGCAGUGGUGAAAGUCCUUUGCUGUGCCUCGUGGGAGCGACGACUGAUGAGAUGUUGUAGUUUAACUAAUCACGUGAGGAAAAUCUCAAUAUUGUAGCCAAAGUGUUGACAGAGGCAGACCUGCCGCCAUUUUUGUUUUUUUAUGUUUUUAUAUUAAAUUAUUCGACGAGU
This is a messenger RNA of Larimichthys crocea (large yellow croaker), 2079 nucleotides long. It is a transcript of the gene sack1fa, whose product is annotated as family with sequence similarity 83 member Fa. NCBI's taxonomy places the organism in Eukaryota, Metazoa, Chordata, Actinopteri, Sciaenidae. The record is from RefSeq and is a predicted model, not a curated record. Gene Ontology annotation, molecular function: protein kinase binding. Gene Ontology annotation, biological process: signal transduction. The coding region runs from base 140 to 1750 and encodes 536 amino acids. The transcript has 5 exons.